AAAAAAGAAAAAGGGCUCAAACCCAGCACUCAUAGGCACAACGUAAACACGUGGGAGUGUUUUAAGAGCUUGUGGCUACAUUAAGGCAGAUGUUGCAGCCAGCACAGGAGCUUAAUGUUGUGUGUGACCGGUGCACAGCGACCUCUUGUAUGUGGGUCGAGCAGAGGGGUGGAAGAGGCGCUGGAGAAGGGAAUGUAUCAGGAAGGCAGAGUGCUCCGAACCCUGGAGGGGAGUGGAUUUUGAUUGACAGGAGAGGUCCGUCCUCUGGGGAAUGUGAACCAUGCAGGUGGAUGCGGCGUUUGUGCUCUUCUGUGUUUGGCUGGCGGGCGCAGCUGGGAAGAUGGUUCAGUCGAGAGGUCACAAGCUGGAAACCUACAAACAAAGCAGGUUGCGAAGAGACACCAGGAUGGAUGGCGGAGGAGGUCACAAAACUGGAAGCCCAAUUUACAAGCGAAGCCCAGACAUGACAAAAUCUCUGAUGACAAAAUCUGAGCAGCUCCUGAGAAUAGACGAUCACGAUUUCACCAUGAGACCAGCGUUUGGAGGUCCCCCAAUUCCUGUUGGUGUAGAUGUUCAGGUUGAAAGUCUGGAUACCAUCUCAGAGGUGGACAUGGACUUUACCAUGACGCUGUACCUGCGUCAUUACUGGAAGGACGAGCGGCUUUCCUUUCCAAGCACCAACAACCAGAGCAUGACCUUCGACAGUCGCCUGGUGAAGAAAAUUUGGGUUCCUGACAUGUUCUUUGUUCACUCUAAGCGCUCUUUCAUCCACGACACCACCACCGACAACGUCAUGCUGAGGGUUUAUCCUGACGGCAAUGUGCUCUACAGUCUCAGAGUCACAGUCACUGCUAUGUGCAACAUGGAUCUCAGCCGCUUUCCCCUGGACACCCAAACCUGCUCACUGGAGAUUGAGAGCUAUGCGUACACAGAUGACGACCUGAUGCUAUACUGGAAGAAAGGAAACGAAUCCCUGAACACAGACGACAGAAUAUCUCUGUCCCAGUUCCUCAUCCAGAAAUUUCACACCACCACCAAGCUGGCUUUCUACAGCAGCACAGGCUGGUACAAUCGUUUGUACAUCCACUUCACCCUGCGGCGCCACAUAUUCUUCUUCCUGCUGCAGACUUACUUCCCUGCUACUCUCAUGGUUAUGCUCUCCUGGGUGUCGUUCUGGAUUGACCGAAGGGCUGUCCCCGCCAGGGUACCACUAGGCAUCACCACCGUGCUGACCAUGUCCACCAUCAUCACCGGGGUCAAUGCUUCGAUGCCUCGGGUCUCCUACAUCAAAGCUGUGGACAUUUACCUCUGGGUCAGUUUUGUCUUUGUCUUCCUAUCGGUGAUAGAGUACGCAGCGGUGAACUACCUCUCCACCGUACAGGAGAGGAAAGAGAGGAAGCUGAGGGAGAGACUUCCAUGUACAUGCGGCAUUGGCAACCCUGAUGAAAUGAUGAUCGACCCCCAGAUCACUGGAUAUGGGUCCACAGAUGUCAACAUCACAGGAAAUUAUGGGUUGCCAGAAAACGGGGGCCGCCAGGAACGAAUUUUGGCCCAAGUGGCACUGAACGACCCACAGAUCACAGGCCAGGUGAAGGCAUCUAGAGGCUACGUGAACAUCUGGAUAGACACCCAUGCCAUAGACAAGUACUCAAGGGUCGUCUUUCCUGGAGCCUACAUCCUCUUUAACAUCAUCUACUGGUCCAUCUACUUGUAACCUGUGAUGCAUGAAAUGCUGUUUCGUGCAUGCUGGGACAGCAGGAGCUCAGCUCAGGAAAGAUGAUGCUGCACUUGAAGUGUUUGGGACAGAGAAACUGCGCAUGAGAUGCAUGGGGACCACUAACAGAUUGGUGACCAUUGCCUUCUUGACCCAGCCACUUAACACCGAUGAUUAAAAAAGAAAUAUGAGCGACCAACAAACAGGACAGUCAUCGAUAUUGUCACUUCAUCAGUUCUCUGGUUUCAUGCUGUAUCUAUAGUUCUGGUGACAGAAAGAUGUCUGGAUGCUGUUGUCGCCUGAGGGACGCAGAGAUGCACGUACAUGGACUUGUGUCACUCUUCAGGCUAACUACUUCUUUUCAGUUCUAGAUGCAGUGACUCCAAGCACAUUUUCAACACCGAAAGUGUGAACUGAAAACAUACUGACAUUGGCUAGCAUUGCCAGCAAAUAGACUGAUCCUUUUUCCUCUUCUUAUGAGCUACACCUGACAAUCAAUAAGAGACUAAAAAUAUUUAAAGGUAUAAUUUAACAUGUUGAGAAAUAUGUUUGUUUGUUAUCUAGCGGUGAGAAAGUUGAUACCACUCUCAUACUUGUAAUUAAAUAUAUGGCUAAAUCCAGUAAUAGCCAGUUAGCUUAGCAUAAAAACCCUAACCAGGUUAAACAGCCAAGAUACUUGUUUCUGUCCAGUGCUAAGCUACCAGCAUUUCUAUAAUAACUGCAGCAAGUUAAAAGCCUGGUUUUAUAGGGGGACUAGUGCUAUUAUUUCUCUACCGGUAUAAAUACUUAGCUAAUGCUCAGAAGUCCUACUAUUUUUCUACCGGUA
Molecule: messenger RNA, 2540 nt
Organism: Oreochromis aureus
Lineage: Eukaryota; Metazoa; Chordata; Actinopteri; Cichliformes; Cichlidae
Product: gamma-aminobutyric acid receptor subunit rho-1
Exons: 11
Coding region: 281-1714 (477 amino acids)
Biological process (GO): chemical synaptic transmission; signal transduction; regulation of membrane potential
Cellular component (GO): GABA-A receptor complex; membrane; neuron projection
Molecular function (GO): extracellular ligand-gated monoatomic ion channel activity; neurotransmitter receptor activity; GABA-A receptor activity
Source: RefSeq, a predicted model, not a curated record